GAGACAUUGUGUGGUGCGGAGUUCGUGUUAAUAAAAAUAGAUUUAUUUUUAGUGUUUCAUUUGUGAUUAAUUAAAAAUUAAUAGUUUUCAAGUGAGUUUUAUGCCAACUGUGACGGACAAUAUCGGAAAUAAAGUUUAUCAAAACUCGAUGGCGUCAGAUCAAGACUCCUGCUCAGAUGAGGAGCCAGACAGUGAGAUGCUGAGCGAUGACCUCUGCCUCCCGGAUAGUGAUGAUGACAGACAACCAUCAAGAACAGUUCAGAGUCUACAAGAAGAUUUACCAACUUUAAACUCGUGUAUUCUGCGCCCACCUCGCAAACUCUUCACAAACUGCCGCGAACGCUGGCGACAGCAAAACGUCAGCGGUGCCUUCGCUGAACUAAGGAGACUGGUGCCCACACAUCCUCCGGACAAGAAACUAUCUAAGAACGAAAUCUUGAGAAUGGCGAUAAGAUACAUAGGUCUUCUAAGUGAAGUGCUCGAAUGGCAGAAAAACCACGGACUGGUGAUCAAUAAAGAAAAUUCUGGACUAGCUAUAAAAUGUGAAUCUCCAUUAAGUCCAACAUCAAGACGUCUUCGCCUCAAAAGAUCCUACAUGGAUGAAGACAAAAGAACAUACGAGAAUGACUUCAUCAGAUUCGGAAAUGAAGAAAACGAGGAAACAUUUCGCAGAAACUUCCAGAGGAACACUCCAAACAAUAAGACUGACUUUUUCUUCGGGAAAGAUCACGUGAAGAUAUUACGUAAUCAGUAUUAUUUUCCUUCAAGAUGGCGGCAAAUUCCGCUUAGGAAUUUAGCGGGAGAACGCAAUGGAAAUAAUUUAUUGAUGAUUGCUCCUGCGAAGGGUGAUGAUAAAGAUGGUACGUGUAAAGACAAAGGUGAAGGAAAAGACAAAUAA
Molecule: messenger RNA, 898 nt
Organism: Melitaea cinxia (Glanville fritillary)
Lineage: Eukaryota; Metazoa; Arthropoda; Insecta; Lepidoptera; Nymphalidae
Exons: 4
Coding region: 101-898 (265 amino acids)
Biological process (GO): regulation of transcription by RNA polymerase II
Molecular function (GO): DNA-binding transcription factor activity, RNA polymerase II-specific; protein dimerization activity; RNA polymerase II cis-regulatory region sequence-specific DNA binding
Source: RefSeq, a predicted model, not a curated record